CAUCCACACCACCAAACUAGAAAUUAGCGCGUUUUGGUGGCAUCUGCAUCUCGUCCAAGGUCUUGUUGUUAUUUAACUUUUUCCGCGUUGUGUAUUGUGCGUGCUGCCACAACAAGAAGAUGAAGGAUGACACGAAACUUUGUUGUGUAGUGUAAGCGCCAUAGCAAUUCAAGUAGUCUCAUAGUGUCAGCUCGGCUUAAACGCUGAUUGGUUAGCAGACGCCAUUCCUCCUCUAACGCUAUAACACCCACACUGUACUUUGCGGGAGAUAGAAACCCCUCAAGCUCUGUAUUUAGAGGCGAAAUUUGAGAAUAGGAAGCAGCACCGUUCGGUAUUUGUUGUUGGAAUCGAGACCCACAGCAGCAGCUCGGACAUGGCGACUGCGAGCCCUUGUGUCGUGAUCAGCGAUGAGGAGACUGGUUAUGACCUAGACCUCUUCUGUAUACCAAAACAUUAUGCGUCUGAUUUGGAACGGGUGUAUAUUCCACACGGACUCAUCAUGGACAGAACCGAACGUCUGGCCAGAGAUAUCAUGAAGGACAUGGGCGGCCACCAUAUAGUAGCUCUAUGUGUUCUAAAAGGGGGCUACAAGUUUUUUGCUGACCUUCUAGAUUAUAUCAAAGCCCUUAAUCGCAACAGUGAUCGUUCCAUUCCAAUGACGGUGGACUUCAUUCGCCUCAAGAGUUACCAAAACGACCAAUCUACAGGUGAAAUUAAGGUGAUUGGAGGAGAUGAUCUGUCUACGCUCACAGGGAAGAAUGUGUUGAUUGUGGAGGAUAUAAUUGACACUGGGAAGACAAUGAAGACCUUGUUAGAACUUCUCAAGCAGUAUAAUCCAAAAAUGGUGAAAGUGGCCAGUUUGCUGGUGAAGAGAACACCAAGGAGUGUUGGCUACAGACCAGACUUUGUAGGAUUCGAGGUUCCUGACAAAUUUGUUGUUGGAUAUGCGCUGGACUACAAUGAGUACUUUAGGGAUUUAAAUCACAUCUGUGUGAUCAGUGAAACAGGAAAGGAGAAGUACAAAGCAUGAGAAACCCUGAACUUCCCCCCCACUUGCUGUGUAUCAUUUGUUUUUCAUAGAUGUUUUUCAUUUUAUACUCAUUUUGUUUUUCUCAGCACAGUUCACUGUAGGUUAGCAGGUCCUUCACUCAGGUUCUCUGCUGAGGUGUGUGCUGUUAAUGCACCUUACAUUUGCAUUUGCUUAUACCUCCACAAGCCUCCUGUGAUUAUCAGGCACACAUUAGUAACCAUAAACAUUUCACUGCUCAGUAACUGACAAUAGUGGUCUCAAGACUGCUGCUCAUGGCUCUUUGGAAUGUGUUUUAAACAGUGGUUUGGGUCAACAGAGCCAGAAUCUCUCUAAUUUAUUCAAAUGAUGUGUGUGUGUGACAUCGUGGCUAGGUGCUUGUGUUUUAAAGUAAGAUUUAUAUACAUAAUACUGAAUAUAGCCUAUGCCUUUAGGUCACUUUGCAUUGCUUAUUCAGCAUUUUAAAGAACAUACAAGUCGGGAUUUUAUUCAAAUGGCAGAGGGAGAACAAUGAUAUUUCCCAAAGACUUUUUGCAGUGUACUACAUCAUAAAAUAGCACUGUAAUAUGUGUCCUGUCAUUGAUUAUUCAUAUCAGUGACUUUAUUGUAAGGUUGGUGUAGGAGGCUGAAUGCUCUAUCAUGUGAAUGUACUUAGAAAAGCAACAGGGAGUCUGAUUUUCCAAUCACAUUUUAAGCCUUUUGACAUUUUAAAGCCAAAUAUCACAUUUUAAUUCUUGUUUUUAUGUUUUUUUUUCCUGCUGUGUAUUUAUUUGUCAAAUUACUAGCCCAGGGUCUUUAUUAAAGACAGAAAAAAAUGUAUGGUGCCUUAUAUGGUACAAAUUGUUACGCUACCAUAUAAAUAGUGUAAUACUAAAAAUGAGAAAAAAUUCCUGAAUUUGUGACCUCAACUGUCGUAAAUUGUUGAUUAAAUUAUUUUAAAUUA
Molecule: messenger RNA, 1970 nt
Organism: Triplophysa dalaica
Lineage: Eukaryota; Metazoa; Chordata; Actinopteri; Cypriniformes; Nemacheilidae
Gene: hprt1
Product: hypoxanthine phosphoribosyltransferase 1
Exons: 9
Coding region: 374-1030 (218 amino acids)
Biological process (GO): guanine salvage; purine ribonucleoside salvage; IMP salvage
Molecular function (GO): magnesium ion binding; hypoxanthine phosphoribosyltransferase activity
Source: RefSeq, a predicted model, not a curated record